This is a messenger RNA of Chrysemys picta bellii (western painted turtle), 3022 nucleotides long. RefSeq names its product cysteine rich secretory protein LCCL domain containing 2 (gene CRISPLD2). Gene Ontology annotation, cellular component: extracellular region. Lineage: Eukaryota; Metazoa; Chordata; Testudines; Emydidae. The record is from RefSeq and is a predicted model, not a curated record.
UCCAUUUGGUAGGGCGAUUCUCAGUUUUCUUGGGCUCCAUGGUAUCUCCCUGCUGCCCUGAGAGAUUUGAUGACACUGACACCCCUCUAUUUUUUCCUUUUCUCAGAAAAUAAAGAGCAGUUGCCAAGAUCAUAGAGGGCCAAGAAAUGAUCAUAACCCCGGAGAGUAUAAAUAUCGCUGGCGAAGUUGUAUGAGAACAGCAUUCAUCGCUACCAGCUGUGCUGAGACCUUAGCAUUCAUUGCACCCAGUGAUAGUUGUCAUUUCCCUCCCUACCUGUUGUCAUAUUUAAAAUAUAUAAUUUAUUUUCCACAAGGAGGUUUUGGAGGAGUUUUAGCUUCUGGUGGACUUGCAGAUUUUGAGAGGGAAAUACCCGACAACAUUGUAAAGCCUCAAAUAUGUGCAUCGUGGCUAAAAAGACAAGGCUGCAUACACAAAAUAUACAGUGGGCAUAGUGCUUGAAUCCUGAGUUUAUCUACAUCUGUACAGAGCAGUAGAGCUGCCUUUGAGAAAACCAGAGUGCUUCCAUCUCCUUCAUCUCGACUUCCAUUGAGUAGAGAAUGACCAUGAGUCCUGCCCUGUCUUGGUUCCUCCCUCUUGGAUGUUUACUGGUUUUGAUGCAUGAAGCGCAAGGCUUUUUCUUGCCCAAUGGCACGCACUUCGAGAGCAUUUUGAGCAGAUAUCACUCCAGAGCCAAGAGAGCCAUUCCAAGGUCAGACAAAGAGGAGAUUUUGAUGCUUCAUAACAAGCUGAGAGGUGAAGUCUAUCCUUCAGCUUCCAAUAUGGAAUAUAUGACCUGGGAUGAUGAGCUGGAAAGAUCUGCAGAGGCUUGGGCCCAGGAGUGCAUCUGGGAUCAUGGACCUGCCAGCCUCAUUAUGUCCAUUGGUCAGAAUUUGGCUGUUCAUUGGGGCAGGUAUCGUUCUCCAGCCUUCCACGUCCAAUCUUGGUAUGACGAAGUUAAAGAUUAUACUUAUCCGUAUCCCCACGAAUGUGACCCUUGGUGUCCAGAAAGAUGCUCUGGAGCAAUGUGCACUCACUAUACCCAGAUCGUUUGGGCCACAACAAACAAGGUUGGCUGUGCUGUAAACGUCUGCAAACAGAUGAGUGUUUGGGGAGAAAUCUGGGAGAAUGCUGUCUACCUGGUCUGCAACUACUCUCCCAAGGGGAACUGGAUUGGAGAAGCUCCUUAUAAAAAUGGCAGGCCCUGCUCUGAAUGCCCACCGAGCUAUGGAGGAAGCUGCCAGAACAACCUCUGUUACAAAGAUGACCACUACGUACAAAAGCCUGAGCGGGAUGAGACUAACGAAGUGGAGGUCCCACAAAUUACAGAGGAAAAACAUGUGUGGGUGCAAGAACGGGUGACCAAACCCACCAAAUCAACCAAGAUCAAGAAAAUCACCACAACCGCGGACAGUUUCAUGACACAGGUCAUUAAGUGCGACACCAAAAUGAGGGACAAAUGCAAAGGAUCAACAUGCAACAGGUAUCUGUGCCCAGCUGGCUGCGUGAACAGCAAGGCAAAAAUCUUUGGAACGUUGUAUUAUGAGACUGCAUCCAGUAUAUGUCGUGCUGCAAUUCAUUAUGGCGUCAUAGAUGAUAAAGGAGGUCUGGUUGACAUCACUAGGAAAGGGAGAUCACCUCUUUUUGUCAAGUCUACAAGAAAUGGCGUUGAAUCUUUAAGUAAACAUAAACCUUCAAAUUCAUUCGUGGUUUCCAAAGUCACAGUGCAGACGCUGGAUUGUUACACCACUGUAGCUGAACUGUGUCCGUUCAAAAAGCCAGCAACUCAUUGUCCAAGGGCUUAUUGUCCAGCUCACUGUAAAGCUGAACCAGCGUACUGGGCACCAGUCUUUGGCUCCAAGGUUUAUGCAGAUAGUUCCAGUAUCUGCAAAACAGCCGUGCACGCUGGAGUCAUUAAAGACGAGACUGGCGGUUAUGUGGAUGUAAUGCCUGUGGACAAGAAGAAAAACUAUGUUGGCUCUUGGAAGAAUGGCGUCCAAUCUGAGAGCUUGAAGAGUCCCAGCGAAGGGAUGGCUUUCCGAAUUUUUUCCGUGAAGCAAUAAAUUCCCCGGGAAGGUGCAAGUUUCUUCUGGAGAACAAUCCACCGAUCUUGAGGGACAGCAACAUUCAUUUGAUGGCAUCUGCUCUGAACACAUUCUCCUUGCCAAUUUCUUUCAGGGAAGAAAGGUUCUGACUCAACUGUCCAUGUCACAUCUGCACCAGUUCAGUUUUUUUUACAAAUUCUAGGGCAUUCAGACUGUUGUAACUCAAAUUCCAAAAGAGGUGUGCUGAACAGCUCGACUGUGGAUUAAUUUACAACAAAUAUCGGAACCCCCAGCUGGUCCACAGAUAGUGUUUUAGGACUUGAAGUACCUACCCCAAUGGAAGUACCAACACAUGUUGGCAAGGUGGAAUAUGUAGUGCGGAUGGUUGGCCCUUUAAAAAAUAGUUUUAAAGCUGCUCCUUUUGUGGGGUGGGGCAUAUAACUUCUUUGGAACUGUAUGGCGGGGUUGGCUGUUCUGUUUAAGAGCAAAACCUUAGUGUUUUCCUAAUCAGCUCGCAUGUGCAUAGGAAACGUUGAGUCAGGUCUGCGGCAUAUUGCAUUAGGGCAAGUGGUGUCAUGAUGUAACAUGCGAUCAGAGGUCCUGUGGCUGCCUGAAGGACUCCUGGAGAUGAGGUUGUCUGAAAAAUGUGGAGAAAGUAAGAAAAGGUGGUGAAGAUCCCCGCCCCUGGGAAACAAGGACCCCAGCCAACCACAAAUGCGGUGUUGGUGUUUGCUGGCCAAACAUUAGCAGAUCGUUAGGAAUUUGGGUGACCUAUGAGAAGUUGUGGAAUUAGAGCUCCUGUCCUGGCACAUCUCUGUAUUAUGCUACCCACCUUUUUUUUUAUUUACAGUUAAAUGCAAUUUAUUGUUCUAUACAGCAGUGCUGGUUUUGUCUGUAGUAGUUAAGCAGUGAUAAAAAGUUAAUCUUAUUUUUGUUAGAAAUGGGUGCAUCUAUAUAAAGUGUGUUCACUUUAUCUUUA